Molecule: messenger RNA, 1067 nt
Organism: Oncorhynchus mykiss (rainbow trout)
Lineage: Eukaryota; Metazoa; Chordata; Actinopteri; Salmoniformes; Salmonidae
Product: olfactory receptor 11A1-like
Biological process (GO): G protein-coupled receptor signaling pathway; detection of chemical stimulus involved in sensory perception of smell
Cellular component (GO): membrane
Molecular function (GO): G protein-coupled receptor activity; olfactory receptor activity; odorant binding
Source: RefSeq, a predicted model, not a curated record
AUGAACUCAACACAACUCACGUCAUUUAUCCUAGCUGGAUAUAGUGACAUUGGACACUUAAAGUACAUGUAUUUCAUUAUAUUAACUGUCCUAUACGUCUCCAUAGUUUUUGCGAACACAGUGCUUAUUGUGGUAAUAUGUAUGGAGAGAAGCCUUCAUGAACCCAUGUAUCUGUUUCUGUGCAGUUUGUUUGUAAAUGACUUGUAUGGUACCACUGGUUUGUUUCCUGCUCUCAUGACUCAUUUGGUUUCAGAUGACCAUACAGUUUCCACUGGGUACUGUUACCUACAGAUAUUUGUCUUGUACACAUAUGGAUCUAUUGAAUUCAGCAAUUUAGCAGUCAUGUCCUACGACAGGUACCUUGCUAUAUGUUAUCCACUACAGUAUAACAACAUCAUGACACUCAACAGGGUGUGUAUUUUAAUUUGUGUAAUAUGGUUGUACUCUUUUGCAAAAUUCAGCAUACAACUGUCUUUAACUAUUCGUUUGCAAUUGUGUGGAAACCUCAUGGACAAAGUGUAUUGUGACAACUACCUGGUAGUUAAACUUGCCUGUUCAACUUCAGACACGACAGUUAAUAAGAUCUAUGGACUCUGUGGUAUUGUUUUGUCUGUCACUGUCCCUUUAAUUACCAUUGUGUUGUCGUAUAUUAAGAUUCUGACCAUUUGUUUGAAAUCUUGCAUCGAGACCAGACAGAAAGCUUUCAGCACCUGUUCUCCUCAUCUGGCCUCGCUGCUCAACUUCUCUUUCGGCUGUUUCUUAACUCUGCUCCAGAGUAGAUUUGAUAGCCCUAUGAGAAAUGUUCCAACUGUACUUCACACUUUUUUAUCAGUGUACUAUCUGAUGUGCCAGCCACUUUUAAAUCCUAUUGUGUAUGGAGUUAGGAUGGCUAAAAUCAGACAGGCUUGUAAAUACAUACUACCUGUAGGUCUGUACCCUAAAACAUAAGCUAGACAUUAGUGUGACCUUUUCCGUACUGAUUAUUAGAUUUUUGUGAUGUUGACUUGUGUUUUGUUACUGAUAGUUUUAUUACUGAUAGGCUAGUCGCUAUAAUGAAUUGGGCAGAG